Molecule: messenger RNA, 3727 nt
Organism: Saprolegnia parasitica CBS 223.65
Lineage: Eukaryota; Oomycota; Saprolegniomycetes; Saprolegniales; Saprolegniaceae
Exons: 9
Coding region: 39-3173 (1044 amino acids)
Biological process (GO): mRNA splicing, via spliceosome
Cellular component (GO): U2 snRNP; nucleus
Molecular function (GO): U2 snRNA binding; protein binding
Source: RefSeq, a predicted model, not a curated record
GUGGCAGCGCGGCUAGGAAGUACGCGGACGAGGCAGCCAUGCACCUCAUGAACCUUACGCUCCAAGAGGGCGGCGCGAUCACGCACGCCGUCUACGGUAACUUCUGCGGAACGAAGAGCCAAGACAUCGUAUGCAGCGGCGGCUCGUCGCUUCGGCUGCUGCAGACGCAGGCGGCAACGGACCCGGCGACCAUCAAGCAGCUCACGACGGUGCACAGCGUCAACGUCUUUGGUGUCAUCCGGUCGAUCCUGCCCUUUCGCCUCACGGGCGGUACGAAGGACUACCUCGUCGUGGGUACGGACUCGGGCAAGAUCACGGUGCUCGAGUUCAUGGUCGAGUCUUCGUCGUGGGAGGUGCGCCACUCGGAAACGUUCGGGAAGACGGGCUGCCGCCGCAUUACACCCGGCCAGUACCUCGCAGCCGACCCCAAGGGUCGCGCUAUCAUGAUCGGCUCGAUUGAGAAGCAAAAGCUCGUGUACAUCAUGAACCGCGACGCGUCGAACCGCCUCACCAUCUCGAGCCCGCUUGAGGCUCACCGCUCGCACGCGAUCCAUUUCGACAUGAUUGGCGUCGACGUGGGCUUCGAGAACCCGAUCUUCGCGACGCUCGAAAUCGACUACUCGGAGCACGACAGCGGUAGCGUCCCAGCUUCCGAAGCUGUCAAGACCCUCGUGUACUACGAACUUGACUUGGGCUUGAACCACGUGACACGGCGGUGGAGCGAGCCCGUGGAGCGCUCCGCCAACAAGCUCAUCGCGGUGCCAGGCGGCUCGGAGGGCCCCGGCGGUGUCUUGGUUUGCUCCGAAGGCUGGAUCACGUACAAGAACGAGGGCCACGCUCAGAUCCCCUGUCGCAUCCCGCAGCGUUUCCAGCGCACAGACACGAACGGCCCUGCAAUUCGCGGCGAUGUCUUGAUUGUCGCGACAGCGACGCACAAGCAGCGUGAUCUCUUCUUCGUCAUUGUGCAGUCGGAGCUCGGCGACUUGUACAAGGUGACGUUGACGUACAACGGUUCAGAGGUCUCGACCGUGAAGAUCAAGUUUUUCGACACGCUGCCGACAGCCAACGCGCUCUGCAUCACGAAGACGGGGUUUCUCUUUUCUGCGAGCGAGUUUUCAACGCACUAUUUGUGCCAGUUCCAGUCCAUUGGCGACAACGACGACACUGCCGAGUGCGUUUCGUUCCAGGAGUACUACCCGAGCUUCCACUUGCGUCGACUGACGAACCUUGCGGUCGUUGACACGAUCGACAGCCUCUCCCCGAUCACGCAGCUCCUUGUGGAUGAUUUGGCGAACGAAAACACGCCGCAAAUGUAUGCGCUCUGCGGCCGCGGCAAUCGAUCGAGUCUCCGCGUGCUUCGACACGGGCUCAGCGUCACGGAGGUUGCAGCGUCGCCACUGCCUGGUGUCGCCAAGGCGGUGUGGUGCCUGAAGCAAAGCGAAGCCGACGCGACGCACAAGUACAUUGUCGUAUCGUUUGAAGACGCCACGCUCGUCUUGGAAGUCGGCGACAGUGUUGAGGAGGUGACCAACACGGGUCUCGCCAAAGACGUUGGGUCGCUCAUGGUCGUCGUACUUGCAGACGACUCGAUGGUACAGAUCCAUCGCAACGGCUUCAACCACGUGCGCCAGUACCAGCGCGUGACGCAGUUCAAGGCUCCCGGCAAGAAGGUCAUCGAGCGCUGCACCGCGAACGGACGGCAGGUGGUGCUGAGCAUGGCGGGCGGCACGAUCAUCUAUUUUGAGCUGAGCCCGACAGGCGAGCUGGUCGAGAAGGGUCGCACGGAACUUCUUGGCGACAUCUCGUCACUCGACGUGGGCGAGGUGCCAGAGGGGCGACAACGCUUUCCCUUCCUCGCUGUUGGCAGCUACGACGGCAAUGUGCGCAUUUUGAACUUGGACCCGAACAACCUCUUUGCGGACCAGACCUUGCUCGCGAUGCCGGGGUCGCAUCCUCAUUCGUUGUGCUUCUCUCUCUUGCAGUUUGAGCCGCACGCGGACGCCAAUGGUGGUCAUGCGCUUUUCCUCUCGAUCGGCCUCGAGAACGGCGUGAUGCAGCAGUCGCGCAUCGACCCGCUCACGGCCAAGGUUCUCGACACGCGCACGCGUUUCCUUGGCACCGAUCCCGUCAAGCUGUUUCGCGUCCUCGUGCAGGGCAAGCGCGCAGUCCUUGGUCUGAGCUCGCGCUGCUGGCUCUCGUACUUCCAUGGCGCGCGGCGACAGCUCACACCGCUCUCGUGUGAGCCGCUGGCGUACGCAAGCGUCUUUGUCUCAGAGCAGUGCCCCGAAGGCAUCGUGGCCGUCGCGCAGGACGAGCUCAAGAUUCUGACGCUCGACGCCCUCGGCGACGUCUUCAACCAACAGACGAUCUCGCUCAAGUACACGCCACGGAAAGCAAUUGUACAUCCGCUCACGCGCCGGCUUUUGAUCCUGGAAGCCGACCACAAUGCUCUCAACGAUGCGCAAAACGCCAGCGUGGGCUUCGAAACCGCGGCGCCGUCUCGCCCCGUGAGCCCCGAUGACGACGAUGAAGAGGACGACUUGCAAGCUAACUUGCUCUUCCUGCACCCACCGAUCCCGCAAGCCCCGGGUGCGUGGGUCUCGCAGCUUCGCAUCGUGGACCCAAUGUCGCUCGAGACGCUCGUGUGCCACCCAUUUGACCAAAACGAGCGCGCGCUGAGCCUCAGCACCUGCGUCUUUCACGAUCGUGGUGGUGAAACCUUUCUCGUCGUCGGCACGGUCAAGAACAUGCAGCUGCACGCGCCAACCAGUGAUGCGACGGGCUAUCUGCGCGUCUACCGGCUCAUGGACGCAACGCUCGUGCUUGUGCACGUCACCGAGCUUGACGGCAUCCCGUAUACGAUGUGUGAGUUCCAGGGCCGGCUUCUCGUUUCGCUCGGCAAGACGCUGCGCAUCUACGACCUCGGGAAGAAAAGAUGCUGCGCAAGUGCGAGAACCGGACGUUUCCCAGCAUCCUCAUUGGCCUCACGACCGCGGGGUCGCGCAUUUACUACUCGGACGCGCAAAGCUCGUUCCACUACGUGCGCUACCGCAGCGAGGAGAACCAGCUCGUGCUAUUCGCCGAUGACUUUGUCCCUCGUGCGGUUACGGCAUCGGCGCUUCUUGACUACGACACGAUGGCCGGCGGCGACAAGUUUGGCAACAUUUUUGUGACGCGGCUUCCGUCCGAAGUCUCGGACGAGGUUGAGAACCCAUCGGGAAACCGUAUUCUCUGGGACGCGCACCACGGCGCGCCAAACAAGGUCGAGCAAGUGUGUCAGUUCCACGUCGGCGAGGCAAUCACGAGCAUGGUGCGCACGCGCCUCGUGCCCGUGGGCAUGGAGGCAAUCGUGUACACGACAGUCAUGGGCCGCAUUGGCGCGCUCAUCCCAUUCAGCUCGCGCGAGGACAUUGACUUUGCGACGCAUCUCGAGAUGUACAUGCGUCAGGAGGCGCCGCCACUCUGCGGCCGCGACCACCUAAGCUACCGGUCGUACUUCAUUCCAGUGAAAGACGUGGCCGAUGGCGACCUCUGCGACCAGUUUGGUGCGCUGCCGAAUGACAAGCAACUCAAGGUUGCGCAGGACCUCGACCGCACGCCGCUCGAAGUGCUCAAGAAGCUCGAAGACAUUCGCAACCGCCUGCUCUAGGUCAACAACGACAUAACGAGCGUGUAUUUGCAUAUCAAUCGCUUUAAUGUGUGAAACCGAAAGUCUGAUACUCCUCUG